AUGGAUGUAAGUACCCGGGGUGUGUCGUACGACUCCAGCAAAUUAGUUCGGGGCGGGGGAGCCGCGCUCGCCGCAGCCGCUCACCCCUCGCCUCGGGGUUUAUCAGAUUCAGGGGGUAAAAAAUUACUUCUCAAUGGGAGGCAGGAGGGCGGCGCGGCGCGAGAGUGCGGCAUCGAGGGGCGGGCGUGGGCGGCGCCGCCACGUGACUCCGGCUUUUGGUUGCGUCGCGACGUCCGAUGCAACCGCUCCCUGCAUAACACUAGUGUUGAAGUAUGCACAGGUGUUGAUUUAAGUGUGGUGUUUACGCGAUUCGUGCGGGAUGGUUAA
Arctia plantaginis is the source of this 327-nucleotide messenger RNA. The record is from the annotation of a GenBank genome assembly. Lineage: Eukaryota; Metazoa; Arthropoda; Insecta; Lepidoptera; Erebidae.